AUGGCCGGCGGCGAGAGCUCGGGCGAGCGGGGCGCGUGGGAGGCGGCUAGCACCGUGUUCCGCAUCGCGAAGGUGGGCCUGUCGCUGGCGUCGGCCGUCAUGACGGCCACCUCGAAGCAGUGCGCGUUCCGGCCGGACGGCGGCGGCCUCGCCGGCGCAGCCUCAUAUAGCGACUACGGCUCCUUACAGUACGCGGCGCUGGCCAACCUGCUGUCGGCGGUGCUCCAGGGCGUGGCGAUCUUCCUGGAGGCGGUCGGGAAGGGGAGGUGGGCCAAGGCCGUGGAGCUCGUCGACAAGCUCGCGCUGGCGCUCACGUCGACGUCCGCGCCGCUGCUGCUCGCCCUCGACGACAUCGCCUCCUGCGGGCCGCCCCGUGGCGGCGGUGGGAGCCGCGCGGCUCGCCGCCGGCAGCGCACGGGCUUCGGCAACAAGCUUGAACUGGCGUCGUACGCCAACCUCUCCACGGUGGUCUUGGCUGCGGGCAACGAAGUCGUGAAGAAACUCAAGCGAUGA
Panicum hallii is the source of this 513-nucleotide messenger RNA. Its product is annotated as CASP-like protein 1U3. The record is from RefSeq and is a predicted model, not a curated record. The transcript has 3 exons. Lineage: Eukaryota; Viridiplantae; Streptophyta; Magnoliopsida; Poales; Poaceae. The coding region runs from base 1 to 513 and encodes 170 amino acids.